Messenger RNA from Hyla sarda, 1482 nucleotides. RefSeq names its product DnaJ heat shock protein family (Hsp40) member C12 (gene DNAJC12). The coding region runs from base 124 to 711 and encodes 195 amino acids. Lineage: Eukaryota; Metazoa; Chordata; Amphibia; Anura; Hylidae. The record is from RefSeq and is a predicted model, not a curated record. The transcript is spliced from 5 exons. Gene Ontology annotation, cellular component: cytoplasm.
AUGCCAAUAGCAGGCAACAAGUGUGGAGCUGCCCAUCUAACAUAAAGGCUGGUGGAGUGCCCUGUAUCAUUAUACAGUGGAGAGAGGCAGAGCUGGGUGUAUUCGGUUCAUCCUGUCACACAGAUGGAGUCUAUUCUGAAUAGCACUGAAGAGGCUGUGGGGGAGGAUUAUUACACUCUGCUGGGCUGUGAUGAGCUCUCCACGGUUGAACAAAUUACGGCAGAAUAUAAGGUUAGAGCCCUCGAGUGUCAUCCUGACAAACAUCUAGGCAAUCGAAAAGCAGUUGAACAGUUUCAGAGACUUCAACAAGCCAGAGAUACCCUAACCAAUGAGGAGAGUCGAACACAGUAUGACUAUUGGAGACGAAGUAGCAUCAUGAUUCCAUUUUCACAAUGGGAAGCCUUGAAUGAUUCAAUAAAAAUGUCAAUGCAUUGGGCUGUAAAGAACAAAAAGGAAGCCAUGCUGGAGGCCCCAGAUAAAUCUCCAACUGAAACACAUGAUGACAUUUCAUUUAACCCAGAAGAAAAGAAAAAACAGAUCAGUGAUGAAAACGAGGAUCAUGUAUUGAAGAAAGCACCAGAAGAUUUCGAUUUGCUGUCGCCUAAAAGUCCUGAAGGGAAUCCUGACAUGACCUACUGUCUCCUGCGCUUUCGCUGGUCAGCUGAGGCCCCCUCGGAUCUCCUUCGGAAAUUCAGAAAUUAUGAAAUCUAGACCUCCUCCACUUAAAUGUUAAAUUCUUUCUCCUCUAUAGUAUACCGUAUAUAAAAAUCUUAUACCUAAUGUAUUUUAUUUCACAGCUUCCUAAUAUAUUUGUACCUAUCUGACAUAGUUAUAUAGAAGCUCUGUGAUCUGUUGUACAUUUAAGACAAGAAAAAAUGUAUAAGCUGAGUAUACAUAGAUCUGUCUGUCAAGUGCACUUGUAAUGAAAUAUAGUGUCAUGAAGAUAAAGGGAUUUGUGUUGGCGCCGCUGCAAGAAUACAAAACAUAUCAGGAUAUUGUAAUGUUCUUUACCGUCUCUAAAAUUUACAGAAACAAUGGGAGAGGGGGGGAAUAUAUCAUAAUUGGGCGGGUUUACAUCCCUCUUGCUAUUUUUGAAGAAGUGGGUGGGGCUUUUAGUUAAAGGCAGCAAGGCCCAGGGUAUUUACCAUCAUUUAUGCCAGUAAAUGGUGUAAAUUAUAGUAACAAUGAUUUCAAAUCACGGAGACAAUGAUGUGGCAGAUUUAUUCAAAUUUAGACAGUAAAUCUGUCCCAAUGUAUUUCAGGGCUAAAGUAACCCCUUCAUAAUGCAGCUCUUUAUGAACCUAGCAAAGGGUUUUAUUUUACCACUGGCUCCCACUCAGAUUUCUAUGCCAAGCAAGUCUGUCUGUAGAUCUAAACCCUCCAUAUCCAAAGAUUUAAACAGGUGUUUAGUAAGUUUAAUAUUUAUCUGUCUCUUACACUUUAUACUGUAAUAUUGCUGCCCCAUGAAACACUCCUGAGGUA